This is a messenger RNA of Ceratitis capitata (Mediterranean fruit fly), 977 nucleotides long. Its product is annotated as rho GTPase-activating protein gacF-like. The transcript is spliced from 4 exons. NCBI's taxonomy places the organism in Eukaryota, Metazoa, Arthropoda, Insecta, Diptera, Tephritidae. The coding region runs from base 333 to 977 and encodes 214 amino acids. The record is from RefSeq and is a predicted model, not a curated record.
ACCAUUAUAAGCGCAAACUUUUCUGUGUGUAUUUGCAUCCAUUUCCAAGACUUUUAUUAUAAAAUCUAUUUCUGUAUGGAGAAACUGUUUUUAUAUGUUUACAAUUACAAGUGUGUGUUUGUGUGGUUUGAUGUAAUGAACUGUCAACGUGCGGAUAAGACAUUAAAUCAUAUGUGACCGACGUACACGUAAUUCCUCAAAACAAACCAGAAAACAAAUUAUUUAGGCAAAUCUGAAAAAUAAUUGCCAACAUAAAAAUCUAAAAUAAAAGCAAGGAGUGUUUUUGUUUUCAAAUAAUAUUAUAAUUGUUUUCAAUAUUGAAGUACACAAACAUGAACAUGGAUAUAAUACAAGAAUUGCGGGAAAUGGAUCCCCAAUCGCCUAGCACAAGUGACGUCACAGUUGUGUCUGCCACAACUUCAGCAAAAGCGGCUGCUGCAGCCACCUCUACAUGCUUUCACCGUAGCAACAGUACGCAUAUUAGUAGUCCUAGUGCAACUUUGACGUCUAAAGCAAGUAGCAGCAGUUUAACUAGUAACAUAACUAGAACUUAUUUUAAUACAACAACAAGCGUAGUUACACGUAAACACGGUGGUCUGGCCAUUGCUAUCAAACGACAGGAUAGUAUUGGUGCUUACGGUGGUAAUAAUAAUAAUAAUAACGGUGCAACUACUUUUCAUACGCCGCUAAGUUCCCGACAAUCUUCAUAUUCCAUACCCAACACGCCGAUCACACCAACAGUGCCUACACUUAGGCGUGGCCCAUCGGUACGAAUAAGCGAGGCGUCAACGGCGAUUUGUGUUGGGAACGACGAGAACGCGGCAAAUACUAGUGGGCGAGAGAAGCAAGAGCGAUCGUUGACGUGUUUGGAACGAUUUCGGGGUAGAGUUUUGAGAUUUCUUGCGAAAAUCAUGGGCAGUAGAACACCUAGUGAAGAUGGCUAUGAUUAUUAUGACUGGAAAUUAGGAAUUGAAUAA